AUGCCAUUCAGUCGAACAUCGGGCAGAAAAAUCUGGCAGCGACCAUUUGGUGGUGCAACCUACAACUUUGGCAAAGGUGGAAUAGCAAGUCGUACUUGUUGUGUCGCUGAUCGAACAGGCCAUGCCAUUGGUGUUGGAAAUAAAAAAGAUCAUAUUUUUCUUCAAUUGAGUCAUCUGGAUCCAAAAAUUAUUCAUGAACAAUUGCCAGGUAUCACGGAAACUGCACGCAUCUUUGCUGGUGCUGAUGUACUGAAGAAACUCAUAUCGGUCAUUCCAACUGUUCAUUAUAAUAUGGGUGGUAUGCCGAUUAAUUAUAAGGGUCAAGUUAUUCAAGAGCGAAAUGGAAAAUCUGAUCAAGUUGUUCGAGGUUUAUAUGCAGUAGGUGAAGUCGCCUGUGCUAGUGUGCAUGGUGCUAAUCGUCUAGGUGCCAAUUCACUUCUGAAUAUGUUGUCUUCGGUCGAGCAUGUGCCAAUACAAUUGCAACCGAAAAUAAGCCAGAUUACUGAUCGUGGUAUUAUCUGGAAUACCGAUUUAAAUGAAACACUUGAAUUACAAAAUCUUUUACUCAAUGCCAUGCAAACAAUUUAUGCAGCCGAAGCACGUAAAGAAAGUCGUGGUGCACAUGGUCGAGAAGACUCUCCUAAUCGUAUUGAUGAAUAUGACUAUUCGAAUAUAGAACAGAAUCCGAUUGCUAAUCAGAAAAUGAAACCUAUCGAUCAACAUUGGCGUAAACACACCUUAUCAUACACUGAUCCAUACACGGGCAAAUCAUUGCCAAAAAUUUGGAUGAGACACGCUGCAAAAACUCAACCACCAGCACCACGUGUCUACGGAGAUCCUUCUUAG
Molecule: messenger RNA, 846 nt
Organism: Rotaria sp. Silwood2
Lineage: Eukaryota; Metazoa; Rotifera; Eurotatoria; Philodinida; Philodinidae
Source: the annotation of a GenBank genome assembly